Molecule: messenger RNA, 3691 nt
Organism: Chionomys nivalis (European snow vole)
Lineage: Eukaryota; Metazoa; Chordata; Mammalia; Rodentia; Cricetidae
Gene: Mtpap
Product: mitochondrial poly(A) polymerase
Exons: 10
Coding region: 429-1778 (449 amino acids)
Cellular component (GO): mitochondrion
Molecular function (GO): poly(A) RNA polymerase activity
Source: RefSeq, a predicted model, not a curated record
GUCCAGGGACUGCAGCUGCGAACUUCGGGAGCGAAGAGCAGCCUUUAGGCGUUGCGGAGACAGAUACUGAAGUGGGGGAAGACAGGUGGAAGAUAGUCUGCUGUGGAGUGACAGAAGUCUUCAUACACCUGAGCAAAAUUUGAAGGCUGAAUGGAGGUUGGCCAGACAGAAAGUGAGCAGGCUCUGAAGACAAGAUCCCCCAAAAGAGAUUCUCUGAGGUGCAGAAGGAGAGAAGAGAACAGGCUCAGCGGACUGUUUUGAUACAUUGCCCAAAUAAUAUCAAUGAGAAAAAGUUUCUCAAGUAUUUAUCCCAGCAUGGACCAAUUAAUAAACAUUUCUUCUAUGAGAGCUUUGGUUUUUAUGCUGUUGUAGAAUUUUGCCAAAAAGACAGUGUAAACUCUUUGCAGAGUGAAGCACAUACUCCAAACAUGAGCAAAGAGUCUGCAAUUCCAUUUAAGUCACGUUUUUUGAACUUAAAGCUGAAGAAUCUAUCUAAUCAGAUACCUGAGCAGUUAUGUGCACAGACAAGCAACCAGUCGCCUCCUUCAAGCAAGAAACUCUUUGAAUUGCUGAAUUAUGCAGAAAGCAUAGACGAUCAGCUGCACACUCUCCUGAAGACCUUCCAGCUCACAGAGGAAAAUGUCCGGCUCCGCCAUCUCACCUGCUCACUCAUUGAGGACAUAGCUGCUGCAUAUUUUCCCGGCUGUGUCAUUCGGCCCUUUGGCUCCUCAGUGAACACAUUUGGCAAAUUAGGAUGUGAUUUGGACAUGUUUUUAGAUUUAGAUGAAAUUGGAAAACCCAGUAUUCACAAGAAUGCAGGGAAUUUUUUGAUGGAAUUUCAAGUGAAAAAUGUUCCUUCAGAAAGGAUUGCAACCCAGAAGAUCCUGUCUGUAAUAGGAGAGUGCCUUGACAACUUUGGCCCUGGCUGCGUGGGUGUUCAGAAAAUACUAAAUGCUCGAUGUCCCCUCGUGAGAUUCUCCCAUCAGGCCUCUGGAUUUCAGUGUGACUUGACUACUAACAAUAGUAUUGCUUUGAAAAGUUCUGAACUCCUUUAUAUAUAUGGCUCCCUGGAUUCAAGAGUCAGAGCCUUGGUGUUCAGUGUGCGAUGCUGGGCUCGAGCACAUUCGUUAACAAGCAGUAUUCCUGGUGCGUGGAUUACAAACUUCUCCCUAACAGUGAUGGUCAUCUUUUUCCUCCAGAGAAGAUCGCCCCCCAUUCUUCCAACUCUGGAUUCCCUAAAAGCCCUAGCAGAUGCUGAAGAUAGAUGUGUCCUAGACGGGAACAAUUGUACGUUUAUCCGGGACUUGUGUAAAAUUAAACCUUCGGGAAACACAGAAACAUUAGAAUUACUACUGAAGGAAUUUUUUGAGUAUUUUGGCAAUUUCGCUUUCAAUAAAAAUUCUAUAAAUAUUCGACAGGGAAGGGAGCAGAACAAGCCCGACUCCUCUCCUUUGCACAUCCAGAACCCUUUUGAGACAUCUCUCAACAUAAGCAAGAAUGUGAGUCAGAGCCAGCUGCAGAAAUUUGUGGAUUUGGCCAGAGACAGUGCCUGGAUCUUAGAACAGGAAGAUAAGGGUCAGCCUUCCCCUUCAAGUAAGCAGCCCUGGGGGCUGGCCGCCCUCCUGCUGCCUCCUGGGACAGCCUACCCAUCUCUCUCCAAGAAGAAGAAAAAGCUAAUGAGUGAAAAAGUCAAAGGCUUGUUAGCAUCCAUAAAAAGUAACAGUACAGACAUUUCCAAAGGCACCCGUGGAAAGAGAACAAUCAAUACACAGGCAUAAUGGCAACUGCUUUGGAUCCCGGGAAGAACUGCCAUGGAACUUUGACAGGCCUUAACUUUUAUCUGAUGCCAUUUGUCACCAUCUCAUUACACUUUUACUUGACCUGAAGUUCUGAAUAUUUCUUUCCAAUCAGGUGAAAUUUUAUUAAAAUAUCAGUGGCAAAGAAUAUGUAAGAGACAUAUUUGAACUCAUUAUCCCCAUGUACAGGUGAUGAAUGCAAUAAAAUUCCAAAAUUUGGUAAUACUCUUUAAUAUCUAUAUUGUGUUUUCAGCCAGAGUUCUCUUAUUAGGUGUUUUGUUUUUUGAUUGCUAUACAAAGUAAUGGGUUUCACAAUGGGCUCCUGUAUAGACCCUUCUUUGUGAGCCUUCCCCACCCUCCCUGAGCACCCUCUCUGGUUUCUAUCUCCCACCAGCCCUGCCCUCCCCUCCCCUCCCCGUACGACCUACCCCCCAAAGGUCCCUCCGUGCUGCGUACAUACAUCCAGAGAGAGGUAAAGUGCAGCUGUGACUUUCCGGGUUGUUGACAGCUUAGCAGCUCCCGACACAGUCACGACAUCCUUGUUCUAAGUCAGAUAUGUAAAUUAUGGAUAUAUUGUGCUUUAAACUAUAUUUUGUUUAGAAAUCUAAUUUUAUUUUUGUUUCCAAAAAUAAAACCAUUUCUACUGAAAUGUGAAUAGUAUUUCUAAUAUUUCUUCACUUCUCUUUUUGAGAUCUCUAUGUAAGAAAUAAAUACAUUUACAGAGACGUAUUGUAUUCUGUGUAGUAGCUUUCCUAGAGAUAUCAAUGGUCUAGAGUUAAAACUUGGCUUCAUGGCAGGUCGCUGUCCUUGGCUGAGGUUGUUACAGCCUCAGAAUGGGAGUAGUAAUAGUGCCCACUGCUCUAGGAUGUGUAGCUGAGGUGUAGGAAAGGUGUUGGUCAACGCCUGACACAGUUAGUGCUACAGGCUGAACCCCCGGCAUCCCAAAUGCAGCAGACAGUUAACCUCUACGUGUGUGCCUAAUGACGAACCUUGGAGGCAGGACCAGGUCCACGCACUGCAUUCAUGUCUCCAUGCUCUGUGGACAUGUAGCCCUGCUGUUAUUUGUUACUGAUGUUAUCUGUGAAAGUGGCUCACGAUUUUCCACCCUGGAGUUUUAGCACUUCAGGGACUUUCUGGUUGUUUGAGAUAAGGGAUGUUCACCCUGUACUUAGCGAUGCUGCUGCUGCUCUCUUGACUUUGGGGACAUUGUCCCAGGCAAACACUUUACAUCAAUGUAAGUCCUAGGCCCUAGCUGCUACUCUUCAGAGUUUAUAGUCUACAGUUAUUCUUCCUGCUACUCAAAAUUCAAACUUGGACCUUGUAGUGGUUUUAAAGUUUUAGAACAGAAUUCUAAUGAACUUGGGAUAUUUGAGGAAAUCUGCAACUGUGGAUUUCUGAAGCGAAUCUGCUCACAGGGUGUGCUCUCGCCACUCAGAGCCGAUGCCAAGCAAGCAGCAGCUUUCUUCUACCGGCGGUACCCAGCAAAGGCUGCUUUCCUUUGUUCUUGGAGUUCUUUGUGUGAGGUAGAGCUUGAUGUUGGUUUGUAAAGCAACUCUGAACGUUUCCAGCUGAAGUGACUUUCUUUCUCUAGCCGCACAUUUUCUUUUGUGUAGAUUUUAAAGUUAUUUAAGCAUAUAAGGUGUAUGUAUGUGAAUAUUCUUUUUUUAAAUUUUUAACCUAUUCUCUUUUACCUUGAUACUGAUAGUCUGUCUUUUCACAUCAAGAUGUAAUUAUGUGAUGAAUUUUAAUGUACAAAUUCUGUUUUGAGACAAGGUUCAUGUAGCUCUGACUGACUGUGAGCUCACUGUGUAGCAGAAAAUGACUUUGAACUCCAGCCUCUGUCUCCCAAGUGCUAGAAUUACAGAUGUGAGUCCUACACCUGGCUAAAACUUUUA